AUGUUGCUACUCAGGGAAAUGGUCGGAGCAGAAGUGGAGCCGAGCAUCAUCGGCUACAAUGCUGGAAUCAGUGCGUGUCAGAAGGGGGCACAGUGGCAGCAGGCGCUGUCGCUGCUGAGGGAGGCCGUGGAGAGCGAGCUGGAGCCCGAUGGCACCCCGUCUGCAGCACCCGACCCCGCGGGUGCGAGGGCGAGGUCUUCAGCUCAGGCCCCUCACGGAAGGUCUUCUGCGCUUAGGGUUCCGGUUUUCAUACAUGCUCCGCGUGCGGAUCAUGUAUUACAAAUGCAGGGAUUAGCUAUUCAAAACAACGAUGAGUUCAUGCAUGAAUUUACUCCGUCGGGGAACCUACUCGUCGCUUCAUUUUGUUAG
Prorocentrum cordatum is the source of this 369-nucleotide messenger RNA. The record is from the annotation of a GenBank genome assembly. Lineage: Eukaryota; Dinophyceae; Prorocentrales; Prorocentraceae.